This is a messenger RNA of Sphaerodactylus townsendi, 2974 nucleotides long. It is a transcript of the gene FERMT3, whose product is annotated as FERM domain containing kindlin 3. The transcript has 15 exons. The coding region runs from base 236 to 2209 and encodes 657 amino acids. Gene Ontology annotation, biological process: regulation of cell-cell adhesion mediated by integrin; integrin-mediated signaling pathway; integrin activation. Gene Ontology annotation, molecular function: integrin binding. The record is from RefSeq and is a predicted model, not a curated record. Gene Ontology annotation, cellular component: cell-substrate junction. Lineage: Eukaryota; Metazoa; Chordata; Lepidosauria; Squamata; Sphaerodactylidae.
AUGAGCUUGUUCAAAAGUGGAAGUCGCGUUUUGCAAGGAGGUGCGUGAGUGUAAGCAUGUGGUGUGCGCAGUGAGGAAGUUGAUAAGGGAGGGGAGGGGAGAACGCCCUGAACGUGGACCAGUGUGGGAUCUAGAGACAUGCUGUGGAAGUCCCUGGAAGCCUGAACCCACCGUUCUAAUCCACACCAGAGGCACUGACGUCUUUGUGGCAAAACCAGCACCUACAGGACUCACCAUGGCUGGUAUAAAGACAGCCAGCGGAGAAUAUAUUGAUGACUCCUGGGAGCUCAGGGUGUUUGUAGAGGAUCUGGGACCUGAGGCUGACCCGGUACCACUCCGCGUCUCAGGCAGCAUGCAUAUCGGCGGUGUCAUGUUACAGAUAGUAGAUAAACUAAAACUGCAGCGGGACUGGUCAGACCAUGCCCUGUGGUGGGAGCAGAAGAAAACGUGGCUGCUGAAUACACACUGGAGCCUGGAUAAAUACGGGGUUUUGGCUGAUGCCCGCUUGCUGUACACCCCGCAGCACAAGCCGGUGCGCCUUUCCUUGCCAAACCAAUGUAUUGUUCACAUCCGAGCCAACUUUGCCCGGCCUGUUUUCAGUGCAGUGAUAGACAUCUGCAAAGUACUCGGUAUCCGUCAUGCCGAAGAACUGUCGUUGCUGCGUGCACCAGCGGAGAAGGAGAAACGAAAGCAGAAGGAGAAAGAAGGAAGUGCCGCAGAGACCUACGACCUAACAGGAGUGCGGCUCCCAACAAAUGCUGAGCAGCAGCUGUUCCGAGGAAUGCCUGCUCACUUUUCAGACAGUGCACACACCGAAGCCUGUUACAGGAUGCUGUCAGUCAGUCAGACCGGGUUGACCCCUGAGCAGAUCAUGCGCAUGCACCGGCCAGGAUCCCUUACUGAGAAGACUCAGAUCAACAGCAGAUGGCUGGAUUCAUCACGGACUCUGCUGCAGCAAGACAUCAGGGAAAACGACCAUUUGUGUCUACGCUUCAAGUAUUACAGUUUCUUUGACUUGGAAUCAAAGUAUGACGCUGUGCGGAUCAACCAACUGUAUGAACAGGCCCGUUGGGCUGUGCUACUAGAAGAGACGGACUGUACUGAGGAAGAGAUGGUGGUCUUUGCUGCUUUGCAGUAUCGGAUCAACCAGCUGUCCUUGAACACCAACCCUGCAGACCAUGCUGGAGACUCUGGCCUAGAUGACCUGGAUGCUGCUCUUGCCACAUUGGAAGUCAAACUGGAAGGGAAAUCAACAACUCUGAAUGAUCUUGACAGUCUUACAACGAUUCCAGAGUUGAAGGACUACCUCCGAAUACUCAGGCCCCGCAAGCUGACGCUGAAAGGUUACAAGCAGUACUGGGUCACCUUCAAAGAGACGUCCAUCUCCUAUUAUAAGAGUGCUGAGGAGGCACUUGGAGAACCCGUGCAACAGCUUAGCCUCAAGGGCUGCGAGGUGGUACCUGACGUCAACAUCUCAGGGCAGAAAUUCUGCAUCAAGCUGCUGGUUCCUUCACCAGAUGGGAUGAGUGAAAUUCACUUGCGCUGUGUGGAUGAGCAGCAGUAUGCCCACUGGAUGGCCGGCUGCCGGCUGGCAGCAAAGGGUAAAACUAUGGCAGAUGCAUCGUACAAGGCCGAGGUGCAGAACAUCCUGUCCUUUCUACAACUGCAGCGGGCCAACCCUGAUGCGCCCCUUGCCACUGAAACUGAGGGUACCCAGUGGCUGGUGUCACCCCGUUACCAGAAGAAAUUCAAACCCAAGCAGUUAACCCCGCGCAUCCUGGAAGCCUAUCAGAAUGUCUCUCAGCUCUCGCUCAUUGACGCCAAGAUGAAAUUUAUCCAGGCCUGGCAGUCGCUCCCUGAUUUCGGCAUCUCUUACUUUGUGGUCAGGUUCAAGGGCAGCCGGAAGGAUGAAAUCCUGGGCAUUGCUAAUAACCGCUUGAUCCGCAUCGACCUGGCCGUUGGGGAUGUGGUGAAGACGUGGCGGUUCAGCAACAUGCGCCAGUGGAACGUCAACUGGGAUAUUCGCCAGGUGGCCAUUGAGUUUGAUGAACACAUCAACGUGGCUUUCAGCUGCAUCUCUGCCAGCUGCAAGACGGUGCACGAAUACAUCGGCGGAUACAUCUUCUUGUCGACCCGCACGGCUGACAAGAACCAGGAGCUGAAGGAGGACCUCUUCCACAAGUUGACGGGGGGCCACGAAGCCCUCUGACCUGGCACCGCCCAGCCCAGCCUCCUCCUUCCGCCCCCACCCCUGCCCCCAGGAGGGCACAUGCAGGCCCGCCUUUUCAAGGAGCUGUUCGGGUGGUGCUGAUGGAAACCUGAGGAACCCCUUCAAGGACUUGAAAAGCCAGGCUACAUCUGAUGCCAGAGGCCAGAUUUUCACCCCCACGUUAGGGUCUAAAAACAUCAGUGUGGGUUAGAGUUGCCAAACUUUACGUGGUACAGACAUAAACCGCCUUGCGUCUGUCAAGCAACAGUGAAUGAAUACUGGAUAACCCAACAAAAGCCUUAACGGGACUCUCAAGGUGCCUGCCAAAAUCUCAUUUACUCUACGUAAACGUUGUGUACGUAAUAAUGAUAAAACACAAUCCUUAGACAAUUCUCACAUCUUUACAGUCUCAGAAACCAGGGUCAGAUGAGCCUGCUGGGUUGUUUGCUUUGCACUCCUUAUAAUACUGAGAUAAGAAUUUCUGGUAGAUUGUUAAACUGCGAGUUGGGUCUGGGAUUAAUGAGAAGGUUAAGAUGUGGGAAUCUUCUAAGGACUGUAAGUGAGAGUUUGGUGCAAGGUGAUUUAUGUCUCCGUCCUCUGUUGCACCUCCCUCACGCUUUGAUGCAGUAAACUCCAGGUGGCGGCUGGCGAUCUGCAAGUGAGAGAUCAGUUUACCUGGAGCAGUGGUUCUCAACCUUCCUAAGGCCGUGACCCUUUAAUACAGUUCCUCAUGUUGUGGUGACCCCCAACCCUAACAUUUAUCCA